UUUCAUAACAAGGCAAACAGUUUUAAGGAGUAUGUCGAUAAUCCCCUCUUCAAUAUGGUGAGCCAUUAAAAAUCAAUCAAUGCCAAUUAGUGCUGCCACUGUUUGGUCCAAAGCGCAGAGCUGGAGCGACGUCACGCGCUUUUGGAGAGGGCGUCAAUGCGCCUUUACGCGCCCAUAAAGCCGUGUUUAAGGAGCGAGAGUUUUGAGAUUGGGACUUCCAGAGCGCAUGUGGACUGACACCAUGUCCCGGACCGAACAGACCUUGAGGAACAGCGACGGAUUCGGAGUCAUUGUAUCUGUUUAAGACGUGAAAUGAAAGGCUUCGAGCCAAGACUGAGGAGUUGUGGAGGAUUUUUGAGGGGAUUCUUUAACAGUUUUCACAGAGGAAAUGUCCACAACUGCAAGUCCAACCAUCUCCUCAUACGUGAUAUCCGACCAACUGACUGUGGUCGCUGCGUCCCUUUCUUCUCUGGUGUUCUUUGUGGUUAUUGUGGCGCUGCUGUCUUUUAUUUACCGCAAGGAUCCUCAGUGCUGCAAACACCGCUCCUAUCAGGAGCCACAUCCUGCUGCGGAUGAUCCUCCACAGUAUUACAGCAGUAGGACAACCUUGGUGGGGACCCCCUGUUUUGAGUCGGACAGGAAUACUCAGCAGGCAGGCGAGCUGUUCUGUGUCGGCCUGCCCUCCAGCUACAGCCUGCCGACGCUAGAGGCCCCCAUGCCGAGGCUCCCCUCCUAUGAGAGCGUACGAAAGAAGGACCGCCAGAGGCAGAUCCACAUGAUGAUCGCUGACCGCUUUGGCCUCAAUGCGCCUAUUGUUACUGAGCCUCCUCCUACCUAUGAAGAAAGCAUCCGCCAGUCUGUAGAGCUACCAUACAACAUUUUCUCACCAGGUGGGGACAUCCUGCAUCCACAGACUUUUUAUUCCAACGCCGGAACUGUUGAUCCCACAGACACAGACCGUCAACUCAGUUCUGAUGCCAGCAGCAGCGCUCUGCCUACGGUGUGAUGCUGGGAUCCAGUGGGGUGAAAUGUGGAAGAGGCUGGAGGACCUUUAUGCAGAUCAAGGUUACAAACAGACCCAACUCACAGAUACCUCAAACAAAUAAAAACUGAGGAAGCUAAUGUUGAUCAUGGGCUGUGGUGAAACCAAAGAAGAACAGUACCCUCUCCAGGGAGUCACAUUAAUAAUACUUUGAGACAUUUGCUGUGCACUAAUGUGACGAUGUUUCAAAAAGAAACUGGACAUUUAUGGACAAAGGUGGCUGGAACAUCUUCAACAUCAAAUCAGAGAUGACUGCAGGGACUACUUAGGACGUUAACUUUUUUGUUGUUGUUUUUGUGGAACAUUUAUUUUAAUUGUUUGAUUUUCUGUUUUUAAAAUCUUCUUAAACUUGAAAUAUUGGUCGUUUUUGCAAACAUUUUUCUUGGAGCCAACUGUUAAAACUGGCGUCUAAAGCCUUUUGGAGAGGUUUCAAACUUUUCCAGAUUGAAGGUUUUAGACCAAAUAGUGAGGGGAAAAAAUAUUUCUAUUAGAUCUACAAUCACAUUACCUCAAGUGAUUUCUGUCUUUUUCAUCUUUGUAACAUUCCAUGAAUUAAUGUAAUUUUAGUCAAUAAAAUAUUUGUAUUUAUUUAAUAAAAAAUGAUCAUACCAUGUACUUUUCCAUAGAAACCAAUUUAAUAAACUCUUGCUAUUUUAA
Messenger RNA from Oryzias latipes (Japanese medaka), 1699 nucleotides. RefSeq lists its product as uncharacterized. The record is from RefSeq and is a predicted model, not a curated record. NCBI's taxonomy places the organism in Eukaryota, Metazoa, Chordata, Actinopteri, Beloniformes, Adrianichthyidae.